AUGGACUAUCGCCAUUACGUCAUAGUCCGUAACGACUUAACUAAGUACUCAACUGGGGCAUUGAUUGCACAAGGCAUUCAUAGCACGCUUUAUGCCUUCAGCACUCUUACAACACCAGCCAGUCUUUCUUAUUUAAAGCAUCCUGAGCAAAUGACUACUAUAGUUUUGCAAUGCACACUUGCGCAAAUACAAGAACUAGCUAAGCAGCUAGAGGAGCAAAAAGUACCCCACCGUCUUUGGAUUGAGCAGCCGGAGAACGAACCGACUUCUCUUUCUCUUCUUCCUAUUUCACCUUCCGAUCCCAUCUGUCGCCUGCUCAAGAAGUAUCCGCUUUACAAGUAA
Nematocida homosporus is the source of this 342-nucleotide messenger RNA. RefSeq lists its product as uncharacterized. Gene Ontology annotation, molecular function: peptidyl-tRNA hydrolase activity. Lineage: Eukaryota; Fungi; Microsporidia. The record is from RefSeq and is a predicted model, not a curated record. The coding region runs from base 1 to 342 and encodes 113 amino acids. The transcript has a single exon.